This is a messenger RNA of Fibroporia radiculosa, 849 nucleotides long. RefSeq lists its product as uncharacterized. NCBI's taxonomy places the organism in Eukaryota, Fungi, Basidiomycota, Agaricomycetes, Polyporales, Fibroporiaceae. The transcript has 2 exons. The record is from RefSeq and is a predicted model, not a curated record. The coding region runs from base 1 to 849 and encodes 282 amino acids.
AUGUCUUUUGCUGCUCUGGGUCUGGUUCCUCCUCCAACUUUCUGCAAGAAGAGGGGCAUUGAGGGCUUUCGUUCACAUUUAAGCUUGUGUGGUGUUGUCGUCGGCGACCUCGUGAGCACUAGCGUUCCACGUCCUCCGGGCCCUGUGCCUAGCAUGACACCUGCCUCUCGACGGGGUCUAAUAAGCUGGGCAGAGCUUGACUUCAGAGCGUAUGUGUUUGGCGCCAUCCGCAAUGAACGUAAUGAAUUCACAGAUGCGUUUAUAAAACAACUUCGCCUUCGUCCCGAUAAAUUCGUCGUCGUCUCACGUUCGGAGACCGAUGCGGGUCAAUGGUUGGAGUUAUUUGGGGGAGACCAAGACGAGACUUUCUAUCAGAUGAGAAGCCGUAUGUUCGAGGCGCCGAUGGCUUCUUUCAAUAACCGACCAGUAGGUCAUGGUGCAUGGGACAACAUUCGAAUGGGCAGAGACGUGCUCUACAGUACCGGCCAAGCGGGUGAGAUGGAUAUAACAGGAUACUUGAGGAAACUCGAGACAGAGAGGAACGAAGGCUGGCUCUUUUGGCUCAAGAAGGAUCGCUUCAAGGUCAAAUACCUCCUCAUUUUGGACGCACAACCCAACCGAUCCGGUAUACAGCUGAUUCAGGACGUUGCUUGGGCGGCAAUGUGUGCGGCAGGCUAUGUGCGAGGAGCGUAUUCCAUUCAGAAAUAUGUCAAGGCCACAGAUGCACUCCUACAAGCAAAGAUCACCGAGCGACUUUCCUGGCUGCCGCCUAGCUAUGCGCUGACUUUCCCGGUGAGCAAUCAUCAUAAUGCCCUGUUGAAAGCCCGAUAUGCGAGGUACCAGGCCUAA